Penicillium paradoxum is the source of this 420-nucleotide messenger RNA. RefSeq lists its product as uncharacterized. Lineage: Eukaryota; Fungi; Ascomycota; Eurotiomycetes; Eurotiales; Aspergillaceae. The coding region runs from base 1 to 420 and encodes 139 amino acids. The transcript is spliced from 2 exons. The record is from RefSeq and is a predicted model, not a curated record.
AUGAUGCUCCCAAGUUUAUUUCGGUAUAAGUUUGGAGGCCCGGAUUUCCCUGAGUGGGAGGCGAGAUCAGAUGAAUGUGUUUACUUUGUGACAGUGUUCUUGGAGAAACGCCAUAAGGAAUAUGACAGCGAGAUGCUGAUGCAAUCUAUGCUUUACCGAAUCGAAAAUGGGAGGGCUGUGGUUACUGACUCUCCUGGAGAUCGGCUUGAAACCUAUUGUAUCUCGAUCCCAGUCUAUGGACCCGGUGAAGCACCGCAUACGGUUAUUCUUGCGACUGCUAGACUAGAGGCAGAGACGCGGUUGAAUGAAAUCCAACAAGGCUUUGUGGAAAUCAAUCGAGAGCGCCUUUUUGGCCUUAAGAAUGAAGGAAUGUGUUAUAUUAUGGUAGAAGAAUUGUAUCCAGAGAAUCCCCAAUCUUGA